Molecule: messenger RNA, 2275 nt
Organism: Mus musculus (house mouse)
Lineage: Eukaryota; Metazoa; Chordata; Mammalia; Rodentia; Muridae
Gene: Mcfd2
Product: multiple coagulation factor deficiency 2
Exons: 5
Coding region: 355-792 (145 amino acids)
Cellular component (GO): Golgi apparatus; endoplasmic reticulum-Golgi intermediate compartment; endoplasmic reticulum-Golgi intermediate compartment membrane
Molecular function (GO): calcium ion binding
Source: RefSeq, marked validated
GCGUGCGCGGCUGGGCGAGGGGCGGGACCGGCGUGCGGAGAAAAGCGUCCCAGGGACGGCAGCUGGCAAGGUUCACGUUGGAGUGCUUCGCGACUGCGUCGGGGAUUAUCGGGCUCAGCGUUGUUCAGUUCACAAAUGAGAGAACACAGAUCCUGACCUUUGGAAAGAGGAGAAGGAAAGAUAGGAAGGAAGAAACAGACAAGGAAGCAAGGGGUGUUAACCACAAGAGUCUUUACGUCUCAUCUGAACCGGGCCUAGGAGGAAUGACCAGACACAGUGGCAACAGAGGCGUCCGGAGCAGUGAGAGGAGCCCUGUUGGAGUCAAGGCUCUGAGGCAGGUACCCACCCGGAAGCAUGGCAACCCUACAGCUGCUCAGAGCUCCCUUGCUGUGUGUCCUGCUUUGGGUCUUUUGUGCUCCAGGUGCCAGAGCCCAUGACCACGGGGCUGAUGUCCAUCAUGGCAGCGUGGGCCUGGAUAAGAGCACAGUGCACGACCAAGAGCACAUCAUGGAACAUCUGGAAGGUGUCAUCGACCAGCCAGAGGCGGAGAUGUCCCCACAGGAACUGCAGCUCCAUUACUUCAAAAUGCAUGAUUACGACGGCAACAGUUUGCUUGACGGCCUAGAGCUCUCCAUAGCCAUCACUCACGUGCACAAGGAGGAGGGGAGUGAGCAGGCGCCAGUCAUGAGCGAGGAUGAGCUCGUCAGCAUCAUAGAUGGUGUCCUGAGGGACGAUGACAAGAACAACGACGGCUACAUCGACUACGCUGAGUUUGCAAAGUCACUGCAGUAGACCGUUGGCUCUUUCCUUUGUGCACAUGUGACCCUUGCUAAUGUGAUGGAUGUGUCUGGUAAUGCGAAACAACUUAUUUCCGUCUACUGCUCAGCACUUUGGUAAGAGCCUGUGGCAGUCUGUAAGAGUGGGGUGAGGAAGAAGCCACAUGACUGUGGAGAGAAGUGGGACAGGCCUCAGUCCCUAGAGGUGUGUUUAAGCUUGUUGGGCAAGAGCUGGAUGCGGAUCUUCGGAAGGGCGGUGGGUAUCCCGAGUUCUCAGGAAUCCGACUGUAGAAUGCCACUCUGACUUCUUGAUGUUAAUCCAUGCUACCUAAAGUAAAGACAGGCUGCUUGGCCAAGUGGACACACUUGAGAAACAGUGGAGGGAGAGUGUGAAAGCCACACGCUUGCCCUGGUUGGUCCUGUCUUUAGGCAGAUGUGGUCAGUAUUCUGUUCCCCAGGCAUACAGCAUCAUAUAUUAAAGCCACAGCAGAAGAGGAAUGUCGCCCACUGAGGCCACCCAGAUGCAGAGUCUAGGAUUCCUUGCCCACUGGCCUUUUGGAAAUGAAGCACCACUGGCCUGAAUAAUUAGCCUUUUCCAGAUCUUCAGUAUCUUCCACAACUACUGCCAUACCCUGUGUUGUAUCAUUUGACCAGGAGGGAAACCUUGAAUUGGGGUGUGUUCUCUAAUCACUUUCCACUGUCUGAGCUUUCCUGACCCCUGUAUUGUAUCCUUGCUCCCAGGGCUCCCUUCAUGGCUUGUGAACUGUUAACUUGGUAUCUCAGGUUAAACUGUCAGCUGGUCUAGCCUGAGCGAGGCCUGAGACCAUCAGUCACUAAGAGCAGUGGCUAACCUCAUCGAAGUUGGAAGGAAUGUUUUUAAAAUUACCUCUUCGAGCCUGAAUACAAAGAAUAAAAGAAUAAAAGAAUUCUUUUAAUUUCAGGGAAGAUCAGAAAAGAAAGCCUAAAGCCCUUUAGCGUUGUGAACCUCAGUAGUAGCUGAAAGAGAAGCUGCCACAGGUUGUACUUGCUCUGUGAGAUGUUGUAGACAUUCCGUAAGAGAAUCCAGAAUGAUAGCAGGAUCAGGAAAGAAAUGGAGCCAAAUCUGCUCUAAGGUGAAUAGAGACUUAUUUUUCUUUAUUAAAGUAUUCUUGUAAGACAGUUUUCUGUGUCAAGUAUUUGUGAAAUCAGAGCUGACAUGUAAGCUAUUCUUGUAAUAUCUCAUUAUUUUGAAAGAUUUAUAUAAUGAACUCUGGCUAUCUGACAAUAAAAUGGAUGAAAAAGCAAGCAGCUGUUGACGUUGACUCUGUCCCCCAUGAAGCCUCCUGCCGCAUGGAGGCUGGAUCAGUGCCAGCAUUCACACCUGCCUUCCUCCCAGAAGCUGUGAGGUAGCUCACCAGGCCCUGGGCCGUUCUGUCUUGCACAGGGGAUUCUGUGUUCAGCUUCUCUUUCCUUUUUAGCGUGGUUUGUAUCCUUCCGAAUGAACUCGCUUUUGAAUCUUC